This is a messenger RNA of Fomitiporia mediterranea MF3/22, 1545 nucleotides long. RefSeq lists its product as uncharacterized. Gene Ontology annotation, cellular component: membrane; lumenal side of endoplasmic reticulum membrane; cytoplasmic side of endoplasmic reticulum membrane. The record is from RefSeq and is a predicted model, not a curated record. NCBI's taxonomy places the organism in Eukaryota, Fungi, Basidiomycota, Agaricomycetes, Hymenochaetales, Hymenochaetaceae. Bases 20 to 1231 code for a protein of 403 amino acids. The transcript has 7 exons. Gene Ontology annotation, biological process: membrane protein proteolysis. Gene Ontology annotation, molecular function: aspartic endopeptidase activity, intramembrane cleaving.
GGGUCCUACUUCCGUCAAUAUGGUCCAGCAAGACUGGAACCUCAUCUCCUCGUAUGCAGGCCUGCUCAGCCUCGCGACAUUCUCUGUAUACGCUGGGUCGUUUGGAUCACUCAAGACACUGCCCAAACCUCGCGAUGUAACUACUUCGAAGGACGACAGCGAAGAUGAAGACGAAGAGGAUAUGCCUGAUAGGCUGUCCUCUUCAGACGCCCUUCUCUUUCCAAUAAUAGGCUCGGUCGUCCUUUUCGGCCUUUACCUCGUCGUGAAGUUCCUCGGAGUUGAAUGGAUAAAUUGGGUUCUUGGAUGGUAUUUUACCAUUGCAGGGGUGGGGAGCGUCUGGAAGUGUUCAAUAUCCAUAUGUAAAAGUUCGUUUGGACCCAAGCGUUGGAGUAACUUUCACAAGUGGAGACUUCUUGUUCGUAAGGGGCCCGAAGAACUUAUCACACUCUCUAUUAGAACGCCAUCGCUUGUUCUCUUCGUUCCUUCGAUCAUUCCGUCAUUUCUAUAUACUUAUCAACCUGGACCCAAGAAAUCUGCAUUAUUGACCGACAUCCUGGCUCUAUCAUUCUCUCACAAUGCACUAUCUAUCAUGAAGCUAGAUACAUUCCAGACUGGGAUUAUCCUACUAUCCGGGUUGUUCCUGUAUGACAUCUGGUGGGUCUUUGGUACGGAGGUGAUGGUCAAGGUUGCAACGUCGCUCGAUGCGCCUAUCAAAAUUCUAUGGCCCAAGUCUUACGUCUUCUCCCCUGACGGAGGCUUCACCAUGCUCGGACUAGGCGACAUUGUCAUUCCUGGGAUGUUCGUCUCUACCGCGUUGCGCUACGAUCUCAGCAAGUCCGCGCACAAGGACCCCAGGCAGCCGUUCGCAAAGCCAUAUUUCCAUCCAGCGCUCACGGCAUAUGUGCUAGGGUUAGCCGCGACUAUGGCGGUCCUGCAUGUCUUCGGCGCCGCCCAACCGGCGCUACUAUACCUCAGCCCCGCUUGUAUAUUGUCCUUCCUUGUGACGGCGAUUACAAAGGGCGAAAUUAGAGAUGCUUGGAAAUGGAAGGAUGAGGCAGAGGCUUCAAGUGACGACGGGGCAGCUAAAUCGUACCCCAAGUCUGGCCCUGGGGCAUCUGAAGGCUCGAACACGAUGUCGGCAGAUCUAGAUGGUGCCGCAAACGAUGGCAAUGACGGUGGCGGCAGUAAUGGAAUUAGAAAACGGAACCAUACUGGUACUGCGGGGAACUGAGGAAGAUGUACGUGAGCAGGAAUUUAUACUCAAGCUUCUAGGUUCUUGGGCGGUAUAUGCCUGCUCGUUGCAUAAGACCAAGUCAGGUGUGCUCUUGCGAACUUGUAAACGGAUCACUUGACUUUGGGCGUUGUUUCCGGGACCUGUCCUUAUUUCAUUUCGACAUACCGCGCAAAUAACGAACGUGCUUUGAGGAACAAGAUGAGCCACCAUUUUAUGUGUAUCAAGGCAUUAAUUUCCGAUCAAGCACAGCGCUGGCAGGUGGUAAGUAAGUAGCAUUCAUCUUUUAUCAUUGAUAUUUCAUUACGGCGUCU